AUGAAUACUGAAGAAUAUGAAGAAGAGAUAAGCUAUGUAGAAUUUGAUUUGCAUUCAGCAAUUUCAAAUGAGUAUGUAGAGGCGGUUUCUCAUGAAGGAGGAUGCUCUAUAAUUGGUUUAGAAGAAGGAAGACCCUAUUUACAAAUUGGUGAAUUUAUUUUUCAAGGCAAUGUUGAUGAGUCAAUUGGGACUCAUUUAUUAUUUGAAAUUAAUGAAAAAACAGAAGAUCAAACUGGGUUACUUCCUUUGUUAACUUCAAUGCGGGUAGAAGAUGGUCAAAAACAGCAAAGAUAUACAGUUAGAUACGCUUGCUCAACCGAAAAAUUAGUUACAUUCGAUAAUGUGAGAGUUAAAGAAAAUUCUUCAGAAAAUCAAGAAAAUAAUAACUCAACGUUUAAAAAGAUACAACUAAACAAACAACCAGCUACUAUUGAAGAUAAUUAUUUAUUAACUUUAUUUAGAGAAAACAAAGAAAUGGAACAAAACCGAUUAGAGAAUGAAUAAAAUAAAAACUUUUCUAUUUGUCAUUACAAUGAAUGGAAAUAUAGGAAU
Messenger RNA from Cokeromyces recurvatus, 552 nucleotides. RefSeq lists its product as uncharacterized. Gene Ontology annotation, cellular component: transcription factor TFIIIC complex. The record is from RefSeq and is a predicted model, not a curated record. NCBI's taxonomy places the organism in Eukaryota, Fungi, Mucoromycota, Mucoromycetes, Mucorales, Mucoraceae. Gene Ontology annotation, biological process: transcription by RNA polymerase III. The transcript is spliced from 3 exons. Bases 1 to 504 code for a protein of 167 amino acids.